GGGGGGGGGGCAAUCUUACAUUAUAUAUCCAUUAAUGGGGACAUUACAGAAGAAAAUGGCGUUGCAAUAUUUUUUUUUUUAUUUUUUAGGAGAGUUAAGAGGAAAAGAAUACAAACCUGAUUCAGCAAGGCCUGGUGCGGGCGGCGGCCGUAAAGCCCAGAUGGAGGAGGCGAGGAGGAGAGGCCAGGCGCUCCUGACCUCGGGCCCCGCCGCGGACGUCAAGGCCGAGGUCCAGUUGAUGGCCGGCUUCCCGCUGCCGCCGUCCCAGAAGUACCGUCACCUCAAGGCGGAGAAGAUGCUGAAGGAGAACCUGUCUGGCGGCGACAAAGCUCAGGUGUUGGAGUCGCUGGGCCAUUUGAUGAAGGCCUUGAACAUCCUGGAGAAAUACGGCAACAACCUGACCAGCCCCAACCGGCCCAAGUGGUGGCGCAGCGUCAAGUACUUCAACCCGGUCUUCAGGACCACGGUGGACGCCAUCCAGGGCGGCCGCGGCGUGCUCUUCCUUUACGGCUACACCGAGGAACAGUCGGACGGCCUCAGCUUCCCCGACGACGUCGCCGAGCCUGACCGCGAAACGGUCGCCACGGUGACGCUGGAGGUCAUGACCUUGCGUUCGGAGAUAGACAUGCUCAUCAAGGGCACUCAUCCUCACCAGGAAGUCUUCAAAGACGUCGUCCCUCAUUUCGUCCUUCAGAAGGGCACGACUGCGACCGACGGCGUCGUGAUCCCGCCGCGAGAAGAUCCGCCGGCGCCCAAGCCGGCUCCUCCGCCCCUGCUGCCCAAGCCCAGACUGGCGGGAGUCGGAGUUGCUCAGAAGCCGCCAACGCCGCAGCCGCCCCCGCCGCCGUCAUCGGCCCAGUGCAACCUGUGCGGCGGCCCGCCGAUGAUAUUUUGCCCCUCGUGCGACAGUCAAUCUUUUUGCGACGCGUGCGACGACCUCUUCCACCGCCAUCCCGCCAGAGCCAAUCACAAGCGGGACAGAGGACCGAAAACGAUGGCGGAAAUGUGUUCCAUCUGCGGCGUGUCCUCCGCGCACGCUCAGUGCGCCACGUGCGUGCAGGCGCUGUGCCUCAAGUGCGACGACCUUUUCCACUCGCACCCCGAGCGAAAAGGUCACAGCAGGACGGUGCUCGCGGCCGCCAAGUCCGACAGCGCGUCCACGUGGACGUGCGUUCACUGCACCGCCGUCAACAAGUCGCGCGACCCGCUCUGCGCGACCUGCAAACGCGGGGCCACGCCCGCCAACACAGAGUGGCAGUGUAAGAGCUGCACAGUCAUCAAUCGAGGCAGCAGCAUCCUUUGCGAGGUGUGCGAGCGCCCCCGUUUGGCCCCCCGCCCGUCCGUCGCCCCGGGGCUCUCCAUCCCGGGUUCCGGUUCCGCGGCCGGAGUGCAGUCUCAGUGGACGUGUCAGGUCUGCACGUUUGUCAACACCUCGUCCACGGCGGCCUGCGAGGUCUGCGGCUCUCCGGCGAAACCGGCGGACGGCCCCCCGUGCCCGCCGCCGAAGUCCGCGGUCGAGGCGAAGCCCCAGGCCGUCCCGCCCCAGCCCAAGCCUCGGGUCAGCUUGGAGCUGAAGAGGCAGGACCGCAUGAGGGAAGACGGACUCAAGCUUGUGCGCCGGUUCAAAGAAGCCGAGAAGCGCGGCAUCAGCCCCGAGGAAGUGUACGCCGCGCUGCGCGUCUGCGACGGCAGCGGCGCCGACCCCUGCGAUUGGCAGGCCUCGGAACUGCCCCACCUGCUGGACGAGAUCUGCGCCAUGGCGGCGUCCGUGCACGCGAGCGUCUCGGCCGGCGGCGAAGGCGUCAAGCUGUCGAGGGCCGAGGCCAAGCAGGCCUGGCUGGAAACUGGCGGCGACGCCGAGCGGGCCGUCGAGCGGCUGCUCCGAGACCGGCAGAUGAAGCGACGCCCGCCAGUGCGAGGAGGCCCUGCGGCAAAGCGCCGGCGAGGUGAAGGGGGCCCUGUCCGUGCUGCAGCGCCCCCUGCUGGACGCCUUCCACAAGCGCAUCUGGAGCGAGCAGCCCGAGGCGCCCGUGGACCCCAACCACCCCGACAAAGAGCGGAUGUGCCGUCGUCUGCUGGCGCUGUACGGCCUGCCCAGCUGGGGGCGCUGCGAGCUGACCCUGUCGCUGCUGCAAGAGCCGGACGUGGCCUACUCGCUGGAGGACGUGGUGCAAGCGGUCAGGGAGUCGCACGACCGCGACUUCAUCAAGCGGGUCCUCACCAACGAGUGUCCGUGCUGCCUGAGCAUCUUCCCCCGCAGCAAGGUCUGACCCGGAAGCGCAAUUACCGCGCGGUCAAUGUUCAUUUGACGUCGGGAAGUUGUUUCUGGACCGCUCGCGCGCAGAUGCAGUCCCUGACGUCGUGCCAGUGCUCGGUUUGCCUGGAGUGUUUCACGCAGCACUUCACCAUCACGGUGCGCGACAAGCACAUCCGCGACAUGGUUUGCCCCAUCUGCCGCGGGCCCGACAUCAACGACCCCGAGCAGCUGGACAGCUACUUCUCCACGCUCGACAUCCAGCUGCGCGAGUGUUUGGAGGCUGACGUCUACGAGCUGUUCCACCGAAAGCUCACCGACCACACGCUAAUGAAGGACCCCAAGUUCCUGUGGUGCUGCCACUGCGUCUCAGGCUUCAUCAACGAAGGCGAGCAGAUGAAGGUGACGUGUCUGUCCUGCUGCAACAGCUUCUGCGCUCAGUGCAAGAAACCCUGGGAGCCGCAGCAUCAGGAUCUGUCCUGCGAGCAGUUCCAGCAGUGGAAGCGGGACAACGACGUGGAGUAUCAGAAGCUGGGCCUGGCCGGAUACCUGCGGGACAACGGCAUCACCUGCCCGCAGUGUCGCUUCCAGUACGCGCUGACCAAAGGCGGCUGCAUGCACUUCAGCUGCACUCAGUGCAGGUACCAGUUCUGCAGCGGCUGCAACAACCCAUACUACAAGACGGCCUGCAGGACGCAACAGUGCAACUUCUCGGGCCUGCACGCUCACCACCCCCGCGACUGCCUCUUCUACCUGCGGGACUGGGACGUGGCCAGCCUGCAGGCGCUGCUCAAGAGGGGGGGCGUGGCCUUCAACACGGAACCUUCUGAUGAGCUGCGGCCGGAAGACACCUGCGGCGUGAUGGUGCAGCGGGACGAAGGAGGUCAGACCGCGGACUUGCCGUGCGGCGUCCAGACUCAGCCGGGCCAGGCCGGACUCUGCGAGAAACAUUACCGAGAGUACCUGGUCAGUCUGAUCAACGCCCACUCGCUGGACCCCGCCCCUCUCUACGACGCUCGCGACCUGAUCCGAGCCUGUGAAAGGUACCAGGUGGACGUGCAGAAGACCGACAACGAGGACGACGUGGCCUACCGCGCCCGUCUGCUCAAGAAACUGAUGGAAGUUCCCCUGGGCGAAAAAGUUCCCAGGAACGCCACUCAGCAGCCUCUCACGAGCUGAUGCGAGCUUCGGGCCCGGCCGGCCGGCCGGCCGGCGGUCGGGACGUUCGUCGGGGCUGCCGUUUCGCGUCCCGUUCCGACGCGGCGGAACGCGUGAAUGAACGUUGAGUCGCCAACGCUGCAAGACAUUCGAGGAGAAAGGAAAACCGGGACGACUGACAGUACACGCAGACGUAAAGAAAACGCACAAUUUGGAGUAAAGUACAUUCGGACAUACUGGCAGUAAAUUGAAAAUGUUUUGAUGUGAUCCAGUUGUCAAGAUCCGAGGCCUCCUUCUCGCUCACAUCAAGAGUGGGAUUGACCCACCCUCAUAAUAUUUCAUAAUUGUGUGCUGGCCUCAUUCAGUUGUGUUUACUCUUCCUCGGGGUAGUUUGACCCCAAAUUCUCAAGACCUGGCGGUGAUGCAAUCUCAGUCUGCAAUUUAUUCUUGAGUUUAUGGUAAAUAUGUAAUUUGUAAACCGAUGUGUCGCAUCACCUGAAGACAACAGCUGCCAUUUAUAAAACAACAAUUAAAGCUUUUUGUUUGGCUAAAUUCUGAUAUGAUCUGUUAUUAUAUCAGUGUAUACUUUUUUUUUUUUCUGCCAUUUUCGUUUGGUGGUGUGCGUGUGAAAUAUAUGCCUUGGUUCAAUAAAGCUUUAAUAAUUCAUUGCAA
Messenger RNA from Syngnathoides biaculeatus (alligator pipefish), 4084 nucleotides. RefSeq names its product E3 ubiquitin-protein ligase RNF31-like. The coding region runs from base 35 to 3433 and encodes 1132 amino acids. Gene Ontology annotation, cellular component: LUBAC complex. Gene Ontology annotation, biological process: protein linear polyubiquitination. The record is from RefSeq and is a predicted model, not a curated record. The transcript has 23 exons. Gene Ontology annotation, molecular function: linear polyubiquitin binding; ubiquitin protein ligase activity; K48-linked polyubiquitin modification-dependent protein binding. Lineage: Eukaryota; Metazoa; Chordata; Actinopteri; Syngnathiformes; Syngnathidae.